AUGUGCACAAAGCGCGCAUGCCAGGAGACUCCCGGGGACGUCCGGGAGUCCCACCGCUAUUACGAAGGGUGCGUCCCUAACGUGACAGUCACACAUCUGAAAUCAGGAGCUCAUCCAAAUGACACCAGAUUGAGUCUGAUGGAGCCUGUGGACUGGAAACCUGGAGACGAAGUUGUGGUUUGUGGAGGAGGCCUUGGAGAUGCUCAGGAGCAAGAGGAGGUCGUCACUGUCAAAUCUGCCAAGGGCACAGACCUCCACAUCACAUCCCCACUCAGGUAUCCUCAUGGCAUUUCUGAAGAGCAGGUGUUAGGAGAACGUCUCAAUUUGAGAGCCGUUGUGGCACUACUGACCAGAAGGGUGGUCAUUCGAGGAAACGUCACCAGCGAGAGGAUUUCCCACUGGAAGCAGUGCAAAAAAGCAGGUGUCUCAGGGGGCAAGAGAGAUGUCUCAAAAUGUCUGUACAAGACGAGUGAAAGGAAGCUUGGAUCUCGGGACAUGGGAGCUGUGGUCAUUGUGCAGUCCUCUCACAGUGAGGGGAGCCAGCUCCGUUUGGAAGGCGUGCGGUUCCAGCAUGUGGGUCAAGCAUUCCGGAAAGAUCUCAGCGCGCUCACCAUUGCCGGGAAUGCUGAUAUGACCGACUCUUACAUUCGGGACUGCGUUGUGCUGGAUUCUUUUGCUCGGGGAAUUAGCUUUUCUGGGGUAUCACGUCUCAGGGUGGAAAAUAACGUUUUAUACAACAUCGCGGGCCAUGGAAUUCGUGUGGGAGAGCGGCUGGAUCAAAAGAACCAAUUAAAGCGCAAUACAAUUAUUGGACUGUCUGGAACUGACGGGCUGUCCAAUAUUGAAACCUUUUCACCUGCUGGGAUCUAUAUCCAGGCUCCUGAUAAUUUGAUAGAGCUGCACUCAUUGGCUUUGGCUGCUACGGGAGAAGGAGAGCCGGCCAGUGCAAUUAAUGUUCGGCGAGUAUGCACGCUCUGCUCCUCUCCUUCUCCUGUAGUGGCCAAGGUGAAUGAGUGUGGCCGCUGGCUCACGCUAACUCAGCUUAGAGGGAACAACCUGCAGCUUCGGGCAUUCCUCCUCUGUGCCUGCCAUGACUUCAGAGUAGACAUCGUUGAAAGCCUCGGAAACACCUCUAUGGUCAACAGGUUGUUCCUGGGCCGCUUGCGGGAAACGGAUGAGAAGGUCCUGGAGUUUAUGACCAGCGUGGACCAGCAAAAAGAGCAGAGAAAUGGGAAAAGGGAGUGCAGUGGCCCUUGGCGCCUGAGGGCCAUCACCCGUGAAGAGGGGCCCCUGCCCCCCAUUAACUUCAUAGCCAUGAAUGGAAGCUGUAUGUUUACCGGGCUGAAAACUCCCAAAAGGCGUGAGCUAUUGAUUUCUAAUGCAACCUUUGUGAACUUUGACAUUCUCAACUGCACCGCAAUCGCCCCCUGUUCUGGCUGUCAGCGGGGUCAGGGUGGAUUUACUGUGAGAGCAGAACAGGUACUCCUCUUAAAUGCACCAAACUGGAUAUCGUUCCCGUCCCCUCAUUCGGCCAUUCUUGAAGAUCUAGACGGAUCCAUCACGGGACAGGAGGGGAGUUGCCUCCUUCCCUCCAUGGAUAUACUUCCAACUUCCUGUAGGGCCAGCGUCAACACCACUCAAACCACCAGGGGCAGCAUUUGCGCUGGAAGUUACAUUUUUCACCGCAUGUCCAUUGGCCUAAAGGCCUCUGUCUGUCCUUACAAUUUAAAAGUGACUGAUAGCCGUAAUAAGACGACGACCGUCAAUUAUGUCCAUGACACUCUGUCAAAUGCCCAUGGCUGGAUGGCCAUCCUCCUGGAUCGGGAGACGUAUACUCUGUCAUUUGACAGCCCUCUGGCCAAUGCGAAUCUACAGAACUCGCUAAAACUGGGGGUUCCGAAAACGUGGGAUCCGAUUCCUCCACCUCCACCACCAACUCCUUCGCAUUUGAGAUGGUCUCUUCCUGCAUCUUGGGAUGGGGUGCCGGAGAGCUGGGGUGGCUACAAUAGCGGCAUCCCGUUGCCUGGCGAUGAUGUCAUUAUUUUGCCAGGCAAAACCGUCCUGGCGGACACGGCUCUCCCUCCUCUCCGAGGUCUCUACAUCCUGGGGGCCCUCGAAUUCCCUUCAAACUCCAGCAACGUUCUCAGCGCCGCCUGCAUUCUCAUUGCCGGUGGCGCUCUGAGAGUCGGGACGUUACAGAAUCCAUUAGAAAGAAGAGACAAGCUGCAAAUUGUCCUUCGGGCGUCUGAGAAGGUUUAUUGCGAUCGAUUGGAUGGAAUAGGUGUCCCUCCUGGAAGUGUUGGAGUUUACGGGAAGCUGCAGAUGCAUAGUGCUUACACCAGGAUCUCUUGGACACGCCUUGGAAAUGAUGUUGCCCCUGGAAACGAAAGGUUUUGGGUACAAGACCCGUUGGACUGGCAUCAGGGGGACAGCACUGUCAUCAGCUCCUCUUCUUACGAAGCCCACCAAGCGGAAAUAACCACUUUGGAAGAGGUCAGCGGUCAUAGCAUUAGAAUCCGCGAACGUCUUCUCUACAGGCAUCUAGGACAUUCCCACCGAUUAGAAGAUGGGCAACCGAUUCCUCUGGCUGCGGAAAUCGGGCUCCUGACGAGGAAUAUACAAAUCAAAACCGACAGCGAUUGCACUGGGAGGCUUCUAGUGGGCAGCUUCAGAAAUGCCAGUGGGACUGAAUAUACAGGUGUGCUGCAGCUUUCCAACGUCGAGAUCCUAAGCUUUGGAUCUUCCCAGUUCCCUGCAGUGGACAUCACGAGUGCGUCCUCUGAGUCCUUCAUCAUCUCCUCCAGCAUUCACCUAAGCUGCGGGGUCGGCAUCCAAGCAGUGGCAAGCAGCGGCCUCUUACUGCGGGACAACGUGGUAUUCGGCACAGCCGGUCACGGCAUUCACUUGGAAGGCCAAGACCAUUCUCUCCUCAGGAAUCUGGUCGUUCUGAGCCAGCAGCCAGAGGGGGCACCCUCCUGGGUGGCCGGCAUCAAAACCAACGCGGUCGAUAACGCCCGCUUACGCAGUAACGUCGUGGCAGGUUCCGAACGGAUCGCCUUUCACAUCAGAGGGCAGGAAUGCUCCUCAGCGGAAGAGCUUUGUGGUGACAACGUGGCUCAUUCAAGCCUUCACGGGGUCCAUCUGUCCAGAAGAGACGGCUUUCCUAACUGCACCAAAAUCGCAGGCUUCCUGGCCUACAAGAACUACGACUACGGGGUCAUGUUUCACCUUGAAGGAAACGUAGCGGUAGAGAAUGUGACACUGGUAGACAACAGUGUCGGUCUUCUCCCGGUUUUGUUCUGCCCCUCCACUGAGCCGCGGUGCCACCUCGGGAAACAGCACGUCAAACUUAGGAACUCGCUACUUUUGGCCACCAGCUCUUCUUUCGAUUGUAUCAAGGACCGGAUCCACCCCCUUUCAGCUCACCUGACAAUGCGGGAUCGAGCGCCGCGUAGUCCUUGGAGGGGUCGUGUCGGGAUUCUGUGGCCUCCUUUUACCUCUCAGCCCAGCUGCUGGCCUGAUCAUCCGUGGCAUAAAAUUCGCAAUUAUUCGGCAGUGCUAGGAAUCAUGACGUUGCAAGAUGUCACCUUUGCUGGCUUUAGGAAGACUUGCUACAGCGAUGACAGAGACGUCUGCAUCAUGACCAGUCCUGACAGCAGGGGCCUACUGCAUGUGAUCACAUCGAAGAGGACAAGAAUGCUCCAAGUCAACGAAGAGAAUGUGUUUCACUUUUAUCCGUCGCAAACUGGAGAAAAUGAGUCAAGUGUUGACUCGUGCGUCGAUGGGAUGUGUGUGGGUUCGAGAAAAGCCCUCUUCAAAGAUUUGGAUGGCAGUGCCCUUGGAUUGGACCCACCCGUGUCUGUUUUCCCAAGGUCGGAGUCUGAGUGGGAGCAGCCAUGUUUGGAUGCUGGCAUUUAUAGAGAAGACAGAAAAUGCGUCUACAAAGCUUCAGCGAAUGGAUAUUUCUGUAGGGAAACCAGCCAUGCAAUGGUGAUUUUGGAAAGUAUACGUACCAACGCUGGCCACAGGAAGUCUCCUCCCCCGGUAUUGGUGACCGGCACCUUUGUGGAUAUCUUCAAUGAUGCCGUCUCAUCUUCUCCCCAUGCCUCAAAACACUCGUCGGUAUUUUACUCUAUAUUACCAUCCAACAAGCUCUCCAAAAUUUGUUUUGCCAGCGCAGUGGCUCGCUCAUUAAAACUGUAUGUUAACAGCGGUCACAACUCCACCAGGAUUCUCUUAGCGAUCUUCUAUGACGAACCGCGAAGCUUUCGCGUCUUUGCCAAAGGGAAGUAUAUCUCACCAGCCCGUUCAUCGUCCGUCCCUUCCUCAGCAAACGCCGUAACAGGAACCAAUUACUUUAGCUUUCCGGAGAACCUUCUAUAUGUUGCCGUUUCUCAGGAAGACCCCGUCGAGAUAUACACUCAGAGCUCCCUUCAUAUCGCUUUCACUGUGGCGGAGACCAUCGGAGCAGAGAGUCGGAAAAUGGCGACUGAGCGUCUGGCUGGUUUUUUACAGAUUGGGCACAGCCAAAUCAGAACCGUCCACGACUCGCCAGGAAGUGAGAACACGUUAAAGGUUAUGGCGGACAGUGCCGCUAAGCGCAAACACCAGUGCUCCACGAUGCAGUCUUGCAUGGUCCCCCGUCAAAGGGCUGGCCAACAGAGAAAUCUAGUCGGUUUGAUGGGGAGUUCCCAGCGGUCCCUUCCGGGGACUGGUUUAAGAGUACUAAUCCUGGAGAUCAGUGAUCCGCCAUCCCUUCCGAGCGACAGUCUUGUUUCCUCGUUUUCAAGCAAGAGAUUAAACAGCUUGGCCGAUAUUCUUGUCCAUGCCCAGCAGGUCGGUGAACUUCAACGAGCCCUCCAGUUGCCAGUGGACUCUCUGGUGGUAACGGUUUUUGUCACUUCAGCAGAGGGAAAUUCUCGAAAUGGAAGCAGUGAAACUCGAAGAACUUGCCUGUAUGUCAGGCCUUACAACCUCUCUCUCUGGAUUCAGCCUUCUGAUGGAGUUGUGGGUCGACCACUGCCCAGGCAGCCACAGGUUGUGUUCCUGGAUAAGCAGGGUCAGCGAAUUCUAACAUUAGGCUUCCCCUCCAAAUCGUGGAUUGUGGCAGCUCAUCUCCAAGGCGAUCCAAAUGCUGUGCUGAAAGGUUUGGACAUCUGUGUGGUUCUAAGCGUCGCCGGGACACAUUCCUCUCUCAUUCACGAAAGGAUUAGGAGUGUUUAUUUCCUUGAUAAGUGCAUCAGGGACUUUGUCUGUGCCCCAUAUAGACCCAAGUGGACUUCUACCAAGUGGAGAGCCAGUUUGGUGUAG
Messenger RNA from Gekko japonicus, 5310 nucleotides. Its product is annotated as fibrocystin-like. The record is from RefSeq and is a predicted model, not a curated record. Lineage: Eukaryota; Metazoa; Chordata; Lepidosauria; Squamata; Gekkonidae.